AUGGUCCCAGUCCCAGUCCCGGCGCAGGCAGCUAAGGAGCCCUUGAUUCUACCAUAUGUUCACCUCACCGCCUUCUCGACACAUAUCGCUGGCGGUAACCCGGCUGCCGUUGUCCUGCUCUCGCCUGAGCAGGAUGCCCUACUCUCAGACUCCUCGAGACAAGCAAUUGGCGCGAACUUCCACCAGCCGAUGACCGCAUUCAUCGUUCCACGUGAGGAAGGUCUUGAUGAACUUCCUGCUAAUGCGCGCGCAUUCAACAUCCGGUACUUCACCGCCAGCUUGGAGCCCGGAUUGUGCGGCCACGCGACACUCGCGACGGCGGCUGCGCUUUUCGCCGAUCCUGCUCGCGUGCCUUCGGAGGUUGACACGCUCUACUUUCACGCGACUAACGGGGUGAUCGUCGCGCGAAAGGCAGAAGAAGGGCGCGUUGAGAUUGCGAUCGCUGCGGGGCGGCUCGAGCCACUCGCUGUUGAGGACCCUAGAGCCGUCGGACUUCGAGCUGCAUUGGCGCGCGCGCUUGGACCCGAUGUCAAGGUCGAGUUCAUGGGUGCCGGACUGGGUCAUCUUGACUUCUACUGUCUCGUCGAAGUCGCCACACGCGACCUGCGUUCUCUACCGGUGAAAAUCACCGAGCUGGUCGACUCUCCGUUUAUGGUGCACGUCCUGACCACUUCUUCCGAAGACCCCAAGGUCGCUUUCGAGUCGCGUAUGUUCGCGCCCGCCGCGAGUGUUCCCGAAGAUCCGGUCUGCGGGACGGCUCACACGCUCUCUACGCCGUACUGGGCGGACAAGCACGGGCUCCACGCGCAAGUCAAGGGAAGUGGGAUACUUGCGCGACAAGUGAGCCCGCGUGGUGGAGAGCUCAGGAUACGAAUCGAUGAGGAGGGUCUUGUUCGUCUUGCCGGGCCAGUCACCAUUAUCUCGCGCGGAGAACUCUACGUCUAA
Messenger RNA from Peniophora sp. CBMAI 1063, 945 nucleotides. NCBI's taxonomy places the organism in Eukaryota, Fungi, Basidiomycota, Agaricomycetes, Russulales, Peniophoraceae. The record is from the annotation of a GenBank genome assembly.